ACACGCGUGCUCGCUGUCGAAAGAGGAACCGGAAAUCUUUAUCUUCCCGUUCAUCAAAUUGAUACUAUGCCUUUUUCACAAAAUAUUCUUCCGUUUAGUUCUAGCAGAGCACUUGGUUCUAGUCAUCGUAAGCAGCAACGUUCUUUGUCUUUAAACACCACAAUCGGCCCAAGUGAAGAAAAGUCAGGUAAGGUAUAUUUGAUCUUUUUUCUUCAAUACCUGCGAUAUGAAGCCUUUUUCUCCAGCACUCCGCUAAUAACGUUUUAAAAUGCAUGAUGUUUUGAAAAGGAGGUUUUGCAGUGUUAAAAUUCUUUAAAAUAGUGUUGUGAGGAACUCGCGGUACGAAUAAGGAAUAGGCUGGGAAAUAAAAUGUGAUCGAGUUAGGCCUAGGAAAUCAUGAAAAAAUGCCAAUUGUUGUUGAAUGCAAUCUUGCCUGUGAGAAGGCUAUUUUAUUGUAAGUUAUAAUUUAAUAUUCAAGAAAAAAUAGUUAAUGACAGUAAUUCAUAAAUCAGAGUUCUCUGCGGUAGCACAUCUUUCUCCCCUCGAAAUUUUUUUUUUAUUAUUUGUGAUGACGUCAGGCAGUCCUUCUCCCGUUUCCUCUAUCACUGCUGCUCGAACAUGUAAAAAUGCUCUCUAAUAUUAAAUCAUAAUUCAUUAUGUUUUUUUUCAGAAAUGAAGUAUAUUGCCUUUGUUAUCGUUCUUGGUACUGUGACAGCCCUGACUGGCGGGAAUCAAAUUGACUGCAGAAAGCAAGAUUUUCCAAUACAUCUCCGAGGAUCUUUGGAAGUCAUACUCGAACUAGAAUCCAGAUCUUUUAACUGGACCCUCGUACUCCUUGUCAAGAACCAGGAAGCAACUGUAGCUCAGAUAAUUUUUGAUUUUGAGUCCAGUAAACUGAAGAUAAAUUGCACUGAUCACAAAAAUAAGUGGGUCCUUUUUCAGCACAGUUCUACCUAUAAACUGAAGGUUAAAGAAAAGUCAAUAGAAGUGGAGCAGUAUCUGACAAGAGGCGAAUUUGACUCUAUCUCGGAAGCGAUUUGUUACCAGUCAAGGAGUUUCCAUCAAGGUCUAAAGAAUACUUUAAACCUUGGUUUCCAUAACGUUACCCUAGAGAGAUUUGGUGGUCCAGAGGAUGACGGUCUCAACAUCAGCGUUUGUUCCCCUCUGAACAGCACAUCGGCGACAGAAGAUACCGCUACCAUCCAAGUCAUUUUAGUUGGGGCUGUUGGGCUUACCAUCGCUGUAACAACUGUAGUCUCGGCUGUAGUAUGUGCUUUAAGGAAGAGGAAGAAGAAGAAGAAGAAUGCAGCAGCAGCAGCAUCUCGAACACCCAGCAACCCCAAUCGCCAAGAAUCGGGAGACUUUUUCUUAACGCGGAUUCAUCAAGGGCCUCCAGAUUCAGACUUCGACAGGCCCCUGUGCUUAAACAGAAGGCAGUUACCAGAAACCGACGACUCUAGUUACGCAACGACCCAGAGAACUUUAACACUUCCAGAACUUAACGUAAGCCCAUCUUCUGAACUCACCGGCACAGCUGGGUUCUUGUCGUGGACUCGUGAUUGUAACGAAUGCCACGAGUCACAGUCGUCCUUGGCUUCCAGUUCGCUGGCUCCUACUGGACAUUACGAUUAUGGCUAUUCACAUUUAAUGGUCAGAUCACCACAGUCCCCUCAGUUGACGAUGCCAAACACCAACCUUUCCCGAACCCUUCUUGAUGUCCCUUCUCAUUAUUCUACGACUGGGAGGCCUGGUACAUCGGUUUGCAGUGUGGUCAUCAGGGUUCAGACAAGGCGCCAACAUUAG
Molecule: messenger RNA, 1803 nt
Organism: Macrobrachium nipponense
Lineage: Eukaryota; Metazoa; Arthropoda; Malacostraca; Decapoda; Palaemonidae
Exons: 4
Coding region: 673-1803 (376 amino acids)
Source: RefSeq, a predicted model, not a curated record